Limanda limanda (common dab) is the source of this 1765-nucleotide messenger RNA. It is a transcript of the gene nudt5, whose product is annotated as nudix (nucleoside diphosphate linked moiety X)-type motif 5. Gene Ontology annotation, molecular function: ADP-ribose diphosphatase activity. Gene Ontology annotation, biological process: nucleoside phosphate metabolic process; ribose phosphate metabolic process. Lineage: Eukaryota; Metazoa; Chordata; Actinopteri; Pleuronectiformes; Pleuronectidae. The transcript is spliced from 11 exons. The coding region runs from base 123 to 779 and encodes 218 amino acids. The record is from RefSeq and is a predicted model, not a curated record. Gene Ontology annotation, cellular component: nucleus.
UACAUCUCUUCCACCACCACUAACGCGCGGCUGCAGUUUCACCAGCUAAUUGAGCAACUCAUGAUCACUGACCUCCCGUCUCCACCACAGACUGUUCAUAAAAAGUCGUCCCAGUGUCAACAAUGAGCAACAGUGAGGAGCCCAAAUGGACCACAGCCCCACACAUAGUGGACGAGGAGCUCAUGGCAGCAGGGAAAUGGAUAAAACUAGAGAAAACAACUUACGUGGACCCAGCUGGAAACACCAGAACCUGGGAGACUGUGAAGAGGACAACAAGGCAGACUCACAUAGAAGUGGACGGUGUGGGAAUCAUCGCCCUCCUGAAACGGACGCUCCAUAAAGACUGUGUUGUGAUGGUGAAGCAGUUUCGUCCUCCUAUGGGAUGCUGCUCUCUGGAGUUUCCUGCAGGCUUGAUCGAUGAAGGGGAAACGGUGGAAGUUGCUGCCCUGAGGGAGCUGAAGGAAGAAACCGGCUACAAGGGCGAAGUAGCAGGAGUUACCCCAGUGACCUGCCUGGACCCCGGACUGUCGAACUGCACCACUCAAAUCGUCAUGGUCAACAUCAACGGAGACGACAUGGAGAAUAUCAACCCGACGCAACAGCUCGGCGAUGGAGAAUUUGUAGAAGUCAUCCUUUUACCUCUUGAUGAAUUCCAGACGAAAAUAGACGAUCUGAUGAAGAAAGAGAAAAUUGUGGUGGAUGCUAAAGUUUACAUCUUCGCCAUGGGGAUGGUUCAGGCCUUCUUCAAACCGAGGGAGCUCCCUGUCCUGAAGCAGUAAAGCGUCCCAGUCAUAUUCGUAGGGCUCCUACACAGGACUGGAAAGAUUUGAAAAAGCACUAUUAAGGAAACCGUUCAUUUCCCCCCUCUAAUAAGGCCUCAUGUGAAUAAUUAGACUUGAACUGUGGCUUUAGACCCCAUGUAACCACACCCAGUAUUUUAAUAUUUGUCCAUUGAGCAACAUGGCAGAAGAUGCAAUGAAAUUGAAAACUACGUUUAUGAAAUCAAAUCAUUAAAAUCAAAGUCUUUGAAAAAAAGCCUUGGUUUAAGAGCCUAUGAAGGAGCCCUGGUUACGCUACAUGUCCUAGACCACUGUUUUCUCUCAGUGUGGAGGAACUGGAAAACACCGUGAGGCUGCACAAUCCGGUGGCCGAGUAUUUGCACGCUUAAGGCCGAAUAGGUCUCAGGCUUUGGUCUUGUAUGCCUUAAGUGACUUACAGUUGUUAACAGGUUUUUACGAGAUUAUAAGUAGUUUGAUAGGAUGAAAUUUAUUUGGAUUUUUUUUUUAUCUUUAAUUGUAAAACAUUCCUUACAUGCCCUAAUAUAGGUUUUGCUGAAUAUAUGGAGGGAAAAACAUCACCUCAAUCCAUCUAAACUCUUAAAACUGGUUCUUUGUUUGAUAUAUUCAUUAUUUCUCUUAACUAUAACUUUGAAAACCAGGUUUUGGUUUCAGUCUCCAAGAAUCAAAGAUUUGGAUACAAACAUCUAACAGAGUUCUAUCAAUCUGCCAAGUCACAACAUAUAUCCUGCAAUGUAUUAAAAGUAACAUAUUUUGGACUAUUAACAGUUUUAACUAAAUGAGGUUUGUUUGUUUUUUCUUCUGACUCCAUAGUAAAUGAGCAACAGAUGUACUGUUCUGAUAAAAUCCUUAACUGACCAAAAGGAAAUAUCCUGUGCUGUGCCUCUAACCUCAUUACGGUGCAAUUAACUGCGAUGCUGUAAUUAGCCUAGAAAUAACUGAUGAAUGAAUAAAUGUCAUACUACCUA